AGUUCUAGCUCGACGACAAAAGAUGUAGUGGAAACCUUCCCAACUCAAAAUUGCUUUUACCUCUUGGAUCCAGUAACAGUUUAGAGUUUUACAAAUGUUGUUCUCGAAACGUUUAAAUUAAUUUGAACAUCGCUUGGCGUGUUUUUUCCAUUUCCAAUAUUAAUUAAAAUUAUGCUAUUCAGCUAGGCGAGUCGUGCCCUUAUCAAACUUUAUCUCUUUUGAGAGAAACUCGACUUGUAUUUGGACCAAGUGUCAUUUUUUGUUUUAUUAUUAUUACAGCAUUUUCAGUCGAAUUUCGUCUACAACAAUGAAUUACGGAGAGCUCUUAUUCAAAGCCCACGAGAACCACAAAAAUACGACAACAAAAAAUGUACCAUGCUACAAAACAUCGUUUUCACCCCCUAAGAAGUUGGGACGCCCAACAGUGUUAUCUGAAAAUAUCAAGAAGUUUUUAGCCAAAAAAGAAGAAGAAGAAAAGAAGAAAAAUUUAGAAGCUAGAAAAAAGAAGGCGGAGUUAUUGGCUCUUCGAAGUCAAGACAAAAAAGCACAAAAACGAGUUCAAGUUAUGUUGAAAAGAACUAAGUCAGCUAACAAAUCUGUGAUGGAAGACGCUAUUGAUAAUGUUAACACAAGGGACACGUUAGAUGGUCCAAUGCAAUGUGAUGAAGAUGAUUAUGGAUAUGUAUCACAGGAAGCUUCAGCUUUUUAUGCCAAAAUGAUGAACAAAUAUGAAAAUAUGCCUGCUGAGCCAUCUAUUUUUUCAAAAUCAAAACGGGAAGUGAAAGAUUUGGCUGCUGCUAAGGAUAGAGUAAAAGCUGCUUUGCGCAAAGAAGAAGAAGAGUCUGAACUCCCUCACAAGAGGAAAAGGAAAAAAGGUGAGGAAAGUGGAGAAGGCGAUAAGAAAUCUCCUAAUGACAAAGAAAAGAAUGAAAACAGCUAUGAUAAACAUAGAGAUGAUAAGUACAAAGAAAAUGACAAACGAAAAGAUAGCGAUUCUGAUAAAAAUAAAGAGGAGAAGAAAAAACCAAAAAAAUCAGCCCCUCCUACUAUCAAUUUUGAUGAGUUACUGAAGUUAGCAGAAGUUAAACAACAUCAACCUAUUAUAAUAGAAACCCCUUCCGCGCCAAAAGAACCUGAAAGACUGAUGACACAAAAAGAAAAGGAAGAAUUUCUUAAAGAAGAGGAACGGAAACGCAAUAGAAACAGAAGACCUUUAAAUUCUGAUGUAUCCUCUAAAGAUAGCCCGCAAACACAAAAACACUCCAAAUCAAGUAUUGAAUCUAGUUCCAUUAGUAAAAAACCUGAGAUGUCCAAAAAGCCUAUAAGUAAGGAUAAAGACAUGAAAGACAAAGUGUAUAAAAGUAAAUCAAAUGAGCAGGAUAAAUUAAAAGUUUCGAGCACUGAACGAAUCAGAAAGGAGGUCAAUCCUUUAGAGAAGUCUAAUAACAAUAACAACUACAUAAACCACAAAGUUGUGCCAAAACCUUCCAAAAGUUUAGGUGAAAAAGAUAGGUCAACAAAACCAAGUGAUUCUAAACACAUUGACAAAAAUGUCAUUAGGAAAGGAGGAGAAAAGGGUAAUGUGGAUAGCACUCUAUUGGACAUAGAUCGUGAAAUAGAACUUUUAAAGAAAAAAAGAAUGCUGCUUGCCAGCAGUGGAAACAAUAAACAAAACCCAGCUAUUCAAAAACUGAAAAUGGUUGAUAACAAAGAUAGGUUGAAUUCGAACAAACCCCAGAUGAAACCUACGGAAAUGAAAUCUAUUGAUAAGAAACCAGAUAAAAUCAAUAGUGGAAAAAUGCCUAAUCUUAAGACUAAAAAAUCUCUGGAAAAAAUGAAAUCCAAAAAAAGAAGAAUAGAUUCAGAUUCCGAAUAUGACUCUGAGUUGGACGAUUUCAUUGAUGAUGGGCCAGAAGAAAUGGAAGAUUAUUCCAAAUAUAUUUCUGAAAUAUUUGGAUAUGAUAAGUCUAAAUAUAGAGAUAUGGAUGAUGGUGAUGAGUGCAUGGAAUCAAAUUUUGCUCAACAAAUGAGAGAAGAAUAUGUCAGUACCAAAAUUGGUAUUUUAGAAGAUCUUGAAGACAUUCAGAAAGAACAAGAAGAAAAAAAGCGUCUAAAAAAGAAACGUCUAAAAUAAAGUCAAAACCAUUUAACAGUUCAAGGAUUUUUUGCUUCGUAAAUACAAUAGUUAUGUCACUUUUAUACUGAAUAAUAAAAAUACAUAAAUGACAAUAAAACUUACACACUAUGAUAUAUAUAUUGCUUGAUGUGUAAUUUUCUGUUAUGUGAAUGUUUGCAACUUUACAUGCUAAAAUGAAGUAUAUAUGAUCUAGAUUUUUACAUGAAUUGGCCGAUUUUUUUUAAUGAAUUGUGAAAAUAGAACGCCACAAAAUUAGCUUCUCUGCUUUUGAAAUGUAUAGUAUAUAUUUAUUAUGUUACUGGGUCAAUAAUUUUAUCAUCAAUUGCUUAAUGACAAUUUUUGUUUGAAUUUAGUAAAUUUUUCAUGGCCUUCUCAAAAAUGGCUGUAAAGUAUUUCAAUAACAAUAAUAAACUACUUAUGUUUAUUUGUUGUUGUGAGUUUGCCAAAAGAUUGUUUUUGUGCAUUUAUCACAGAUUGGAUAAGUCUAAAGGAGUUAUGUUUUUUCAAAAUCUAAUAAGGGAUUUUACCAAUUUUAUUACCAACUUGUUUUAAUUUAAUUUCUCUCCGACAUUCCUUGUAUACAACCUUGGAUUACUCAGUUUGAUUUACUUGUGCAAAGGUUUGACUGGACAGUUGAUGAAUGAUAAAAUAUAUAAAGGAGGUGCAAAUAUGAUCUUUUUAUUUAUUUUUUUCAACUGUUCUUCUUAGUUAUGCAUUGUUACAUUGAAACUGCAACUAUGCGUAUUAUAUUUUAUUUAUAAGAUCAAACAUGUAUAUAUUUUUUUCAUAGCUCUUUCUGUUUUUAAAGAGUGAAAUC
This is a messenger RNA of Cimex lectularius (bed bug), 2954 nucleotides long. RefSeq names its product protein SPT2 homolog. Gene Ontology annotation, biological process: nucleosome assembly; regulation of DNA-templated transcription. The transcript is spliced from 9 exons. Gene Ontology annotation, molecular function: histone binding; DNA binding. The record is from RefSeq and is a predicted model, not a curated record. The coding region runs from base 308 to 2134 and encodes 608 amino acids. Gene Ontology annotation, cellular component: nucleolus. NCBI's taxonomy places the organism in Eukaryota, Metazoa, Arthropoda, Insecta, Hemiptera, Cimicidae.